AUGCCAAAACAAUUGAUAAAAGCUAAAAAUCCUCAUAAUUAAUUUAUUGUAGAUCACAUAGUUGAAUUAAAGAAUAGAUGUUUAAGAACAGGUUAAGAUAAAUUAGCUUUUAUUUAUUAAAAGAUCAUUUAAUCGCUUCAAAAAUAUCCUAUGCCAUUAUUAUGUGAAGAUCAAGUGUAAAUGUUAUAAGGAGUAGGAGAUAAAACAUCAGUUAUGAUUUUACAAUUAAUAAAAAAGUAAUAUCAACAAUAUGAGAUUCCAUUUCAUAAAUUUAAUGCAGCAUUAAUAUAAGAUAAUUUAGAUAUAAUAAAUGAAUAAGAUGAUGAUAUGGAUUAAAUUUUUUCAGAAAGUUGUCCACCUUCUAUGGUAUGCGUUGAAGAUAAUACUUCAAAAAGAAAGGAAAAAUAAUUUUAAGCUUCAUUUAUUGAAGAACUUCGAAAAUAAGUUAUCAAGCCUAUUCCAGAUUUGUAAUCAAAAAGUAAGAGAUAAUAUCAACCUGGAAAAAAUUCAAAAAGUGGAUAAGUACUAAUGAGUUUGUAUAAAUUUUAAAAAAGUGAAAAUAAACUUUUUGCUUCGAAAAAAUAAAUAAAAGAAUAAUUAAGAGAGUAAUUUUAAAAUUUAUUUAGAAUUUGUAACAGUGAAUUAAGUAGUUGGAAUACUAUAGAGACAUUGGAGAAGCAUUAAUUAAUAUAAAAGUAAAUUGAUAAAAUUAAUCAGAACUGUGCUAGAUAAUGAAAUAAAAUAUGCUUUAACAGAAGAUGGGAUAAAAUUAGGAUAAUAAUAUUUUACAGAAACUAUGAUCUAAUAAUAAAUGAUAGCACCUUCAGAAAGACCAUAAAAAAUUAUAUUAUUAAUAGAUAAUAGAGAAAGAUUUUAGAGUAAUAAUCGGUAGAUAAUAUAUGAGAAACUUAUUAAUAUAUAUCAAAUAGAGUGUAGAUUAAGUUAAUUGCCAAUAGGUGAUUUUAUGUGGAUUUGCUAAAAAGGAGAUGAUGAAUAUAUUUGUGAUUAUAUAAUAGAAAGAAAAACAAUACAAGAUUUAGCUCAUAGUAUACUGGAUAAAAGAUAUUAGGCUUAAAAACAUAGAUUAAAACAUUGUGGAAUUAAUAAUAUAUUUUAUUUAGUAGAAAAUACUCAAUCAUCUAAUUUGCCAGUACCAAGAGCAACAAUUGAAAAAGCAAUUAGGAGUACUUAAAUUAAGGAUGGUUUUUAUAUUUAGUAAACAGAUACUUUAGAAGAUUCAUUAAGAUGGUUGGCUUUGUUUACAAAAACUGUGAAAGUAUUACCAAACGCUAUAAAAUUUUCUGAAUUUUUGUACAAUAAUUCAAAGAAAGCAGAAUCUCUUUUUAAUUUAUGGGGUAGUAUGUUAAGAGGUAUACAUGGAGUAGGUUUAGAAUCUGCUAAAGCUAUAGCAUGUGUUUGGAAAACUCCAAUAGAAUUCUAUGAUGCCAUAAAUUAGGAUGAAUCAAAAAGUUUAUAAUAAUUAAUUGAGGAAAAUUCUAUCAAAUAAAGAUAAAUACCAAGUCAUAUUUUAAGAUAAAUUGAAAUUUUAUUUUAAAAAGAACAAUAUCCAAAUUGA
This is a messenger RNA of Paramecium sonneborni, 1576 nucleotides long. Lineage: Eukaryota; Ciliophora; Oligohymenophorea; Peniculida; Parameciidae. The record is from the annotation of a GenBank genome assembly.